Messenger RNA from Gopherus evgoodei (Goodes thornscrub tortoise), 2962 nucleotides. Its product is annotated as collagen alpha-1(VII) chain-like. The record is from RefSeq and is a predicted model, not a curated record. The annotation marks the transcript as partial. The transcript has 18 exons. NCBI's taxonomy places the organism in Eukaryota, Metazoa, Chordata, Testudines, Testudinidae. Gene Ontology annotation, molecular function: serine-type endopeptidase inhibitor activity.
CGCGGCCUGAAGGGGAUGGAAGGGGAGAAAGGCGACAAGGGUGACCCGGGCCUCCCAGGAGAGAAGGGAGGAAGGGGCGAGCAAGGGGAAAAGGGCUCCACAGGCUUUCCAGGAGCACGCGGCCCAGGGGGGCAGAAGGGUGAAGUUGGCAAAUCGGGAGACCCCGGAGAGUCGGGCCUGCCAGGAAAGGAUGGAAUCCCAGGAGCAAGAGGGGAGAAAGGGGACAUAGGGCCAUUGGGAAUGCGAGGCCCGAAGGGGGAUCGGGGAACGAAAGGUGCCUGUGGCCAGGAUGGAGAUAAGGGGGAGAAGGGUGAGCCGGGGAUUCCAGGCCGAAUGGGACUUCCAGGAAGGAAGGGUGAGCUGGGAGAGCUGGGCAUGCCUGGAACCCCAGGAAUCCCAGGGAAAGAAGGUCUCAUGGGACCCAAGGGUGACAGGGGAUUUGAUGGUCAGCAGGGAGCCAAAGGAGACCAGGGAGAGAAAGGAGACCGGGGUACUCCAGGCAUUAUUGGCUCCCCAGGCCCUAGGGGCAAUGAUGGAGCACCUGGCCCACCUGGCCCACCAGGUGGCGUUGGCCCUAAGGGCCCUGAGGGGAUUCAAGGGCAGAAGGGUGAAAGAGGCCCUCCAGGGGAGUCGACUGUAGGGACCCGAGGCGUCCCUGGGAUUCCAGGAGAGAGAGGAGAUCAGGGGAAUCCGGGACUCGAAGGCUCAAGAGGAGAGAAGGGGGACCCUGGCAUGACGGAACAAGAGAUCCGCACAUUUGUCAGGCAGGAAAUGAGUCAGCACUGCGCUUGCGGAGGGCAGCUCUCCUCUUCUGAACCACGAGGAUGGGGGACACAUGCAUGGAACAGACAAAAAUCUUCCAGGAGAGGGAGAAGAAAUACCAGAGGAAAUCAGGAUCGCGGCAGAACAGGUCUUCUCCCCAACUAUCCAUCCACCCAACCACGCCCGUCUGUUAAUGCUCAUCUAGUCCCUGUGCUUAAGUUGUCACACGCUGAAGAAGAGGAAGGGCACGAGGCGCGUGUUGUGAACACAAAUGACCCUGAGUAUGAGCAUGUCUACGCAAUGGAGUACUAUGAAGAGGGCCUGGAAGCUGAUGGGACAGAGAGCACCAUGCUGAGCGAUGCUGACCUCUGCAGCUUGCCCCUGGACGAGGGAGACUGCAGCAGAUUCACACUCAGGUGGUAUUAUAACCAAAAAGUGGCAGAGUGCCGGCCUUUCGUCUACAGUGGCUGCAGGGGGAACCUUAACCGUUUCUACACCAAGGAGGACUGUGAUCUCCAGUGCAGGCACCAGGCAGAUUCAGAUGCCCAAAUUGCUGCUGACAACACAUCAGAUGGGAAGAGGAAUGUGUAAACUGCCCUAUUUUAGUGGGGUUUCCCUGUCCAAGGAGGAAUUGACCAAAGGGGGAGAAGACCCCACCUGCUCUCUGAGUGAAAGACUCUUAACAGGCUCCUACAGAGGAACCUACUCUGGGCCUCCCCCAGGUCCCGGCCACACAUGGUGUGUUUGGUCUGAGACUCUCCUUGUUGCCAUCUCUGCUCCCUGCAGCGCUGCCCCACAUGUCAGAUUGCUGGAGCAGAGACUUGGUGCUAUUUCGUAAUGUGUUUGUGCUGCUCUUGGUUUUACUUUUUUAUUAUUAUUUUUAAAUUAAGGUGAAAUUUUUAUCAAAUGGAAAAAAAAGAUCUAUAACCUCUUUAAAAAGCCAACAGUUUUGAAUUAGAGCUUUUUUAACUUAUGUGAUGCGGAUUAAGAACACACACAAUGCGUUAGCUGGUCCAAACCUGUUCAUAUGGCCACCUGCUUUAUUUCUGGUUCAAAGGCCUGUGGGCCCCUGCUUGUGAAAUGGACUAGCCAGCUUGAAUGUCUCCUUGCCAAACUGCUCCUGUGGAAUUGGUGAACCACUCGCUCAAUGAGCAGAGCUGUGAAUGGCAGCAUAAAUGCACAAAGCCCCUGGUUUCAGUGCCAAAGUUUGCAUGAUGUUAAUUCUCCAAAGGGUAAAAUCUUCUUGGUUUCUGCGUGGAAGCUGCGCCACUCCAUCCCCCAGGCACUGGAAAUGCUCCUUCGUGUCUUGUAACUCUGUCCUUUCUUUUCUCUUGCUGUUUGUCUUUUGGGGGGACUCGUUGGGCUGUUGGCAAUUCCACCCAAAAGGCAUACAGGCUGCCUUCCUCUCCUGGCAUAUCCCAGGCAUUUGGACUGGAGGAGGAAACACAACUCAGUUGGGCAGCCCUUGAAUCUUAGAGAUGCGAUCUCAUGGCUUGGAAGAGACUGACUAGGUGUCAGUUCUCCUCAGGCCCCCAGCAAGAGCCAGAGCCAGGGACCUUCUCUAUAGGCAAUUCCACCAUUCUCAGCCCAACUCUUCUCUUAGCUCCAUGCUCAGAAGCCCUCGCAGACAAGCACGUUGCAAAUAGCAAAAUAUGGUUUACUGCUUGGCAGUGGAGAUCAGCCUCUCUCUCUCAUGGUCUGUGCAUUUUCCUCUGGAUCCCCAAGAAAUUUGUUCUGCUCCAAAACAGCAUUUCCCUCUGGAUCCCCAAGAAAUCUGUUCUGCUCCAGGACAGGAUUUGCCAAAGGAAAGGACCUGGUUGGUGUCUCAAAUCUCCAUGCUCUGGUAGGACCAGACUGUUUGCACACUCCAUUCACCAUCAUCUCUGCCUUUUUUUUUCAAACCAUUUUAUAGUAACUAAGGGUGGUGAGUGGGGCUUGUUAAAGGCACUUUCCUGCUGGCCUCUGCCAAAUCCUGGAUGUUAGCUACAUCUCCCGUGUGCUGCUCCCCUGCACUGUGUGCUGCUUGAUGUCUGCAAACAUUCAGCUGGGAUAAAACAGCUGCUGGGAAAUUCAAUUCACACGUGGAUGGACCUCCAGUGCAAUUUUGUGCCCAGGCAAAGGUGAUUUUACAGAGGUCACUGGGAAUAUCCAAGACUUCUGAUUAAAGAAAAGAAAUCAGGAUGUUGUAAAAAUUAAUUUG